This is a messenger RNA of Sipha flava (yellow sugarcane aphid), 2236 nucleotides long. It is a transcript of the gene TM9SF3, whose product is annotated as transmembrane 9 superfamily member 3. Gene Ontology annotation, biological process: protein localization to membrane. The record is from RefSeq and is a predicted model, not a curated record. The transcript has 12 exons. NCBI's taxonomy places the organism in Eukaryota, Metazoa, Arthropoda, Insecta, Hemiptera, Aphididae. The coding region runs from base 166 to 1932 and encodes 588 amino acids. Gene Ontology annotation, cellular component: membrane.
UAAUCAAAACUUUGAAUGUUGGAAUCUCGAACGAAGAUUUUUUUAUUAGUUUAAAAUAUUCAGUUAAAAGUGUAUUAAUUCACCAAUAGUUUUUUUAAAUACUUUUUUUGAAAUGAAUAUUAAUAUGAAUUGCUAAUUUAAAAGUAAUAAAUAUGAUCCAUUGAAAUGGCUCUUAAACGGUUCAAAAUGAAUCAUUUUAAAGUUUUCUUCUUGUUUUUGGCCAUACAUUUGUGUUUUGUUAACGGUGAUGAACACACUCAUGUGUAUAAAGAUAACGAAGAGGUAGUUUUGUGGAUGAAUACUGUUGGUCCUUAUCAUAAUCGACAGGAAACUUAUACUUACUUUAGUUUGCCAUUUUGUGCUGGCAUAAAAGAUUCAAUUGGUCAUUAUCAUGAAACACUUGGUGAAGCUUUACAGGGUGUCGAACUUGUAUAUAGUGGACUGGACAUGCAUUUUAAAGAGGAUGUAUCUAAAAUUCCUUUUUGUCAAGUCAACUUAAAUGAUGAAAAAUUAAAAGCAUUUGUUUAUGCUGUACGGAAUCAUUAUUGGUAUCAAAUGUAUAUUGAUGACCUUCCAAUUUGGGGUAUUGUCGGAGAAGUUGAUGAAAAUAAUAACAAAUAUUAUAUUUGGACACAUAAAAAAUUUGAUAUUGGCUACAAUGAACAUCAUAUUGUUGAUGUAAAUUUGACGUCUGAAGCCAAAGUUGAAUUAAAAGUUAAUACCAAUAUUGAAUUCACUUAUGAAAUUAAUUGGAAACCGUCUCCAAUAAUUUAUAAGGAUCGUUUCAAUAAAUAUCUAGAUCCUAAAUUCUUCCAACAUAGAAUUCAUUGGUUCAGUAUUUUCAACAGUUUUAUGAUGGUCAUAUUUUUAGUUGGAUUAGUGUCCAUGAUUUUACUGAGAACUGUACGUAAAGAUUAUGCUCGUUACAGUCAAGAUGAAGAAGUUGAUGCUAUGGACAAAGAUUUGGGCGAUGAGUAUGGUUGGAAACAAGUUCAUGGUGAUGUAUUCCGUCCAGCAUCUUAUCCUAUGUUUUUCUCUGCAAUUAUUGGAUGUGGUCACCACAUAACUCUAGUCACUCUUGUAGUUAUAACAUUUACAAUAAUUGGAGAUUUAUACACUGAGCGAGGAUCCUUAUUGGGCACUUCAAUAUUUGUAUAUGCUGUAACCUCUCCUGUAAAUGGUUAUUUUGGUGGAUCAUUAUACGCUAAAAUGGGUGGGCGUAUUUGGAUUAGACAAAUGUUAUUAUCUGCAUUUUUACUACCAUCACUUGUAUGCGGUAUGGCAUUCCUUAUUAAUUUUAUUGCAAUAUACUACCAUGCAACUCGUGCGAUUCCAUUUGGUUCAAUGGUUGCAGUAGCUUGUAUAUGCAUUUUUGUGAUAUUACCUCUUACAUUGGUUGGAACUUUACUGGGACGAAACUUAUCAGGACAACCAGAUUAUCCUUGCAGAGUAAAUGCAGUGCCAAGACCUAUACCAGAAAAAAAAUGGUUUAUGGAACCUUUAAUUAUUACAAUGCUAGGUGGAAUUUUACCGUUUGGGUCAAUAUUUAUUGAAAUGUAUUUUAUAUUUACAUCGUUUUGGGCUUAUAAAAUAUAUUAUGUCUAUGGGUUCAUGCUGCUAGUUGUUUUAAUUUUGAUGGUAGUAACAGUAUGUGUCACAAUUGUAUGCACUUAUUUUUUACUUAACGCUGAAGAUUACAGAUGGCAAUGGACAAGUUUUGCAGCAGCAGCAUCUACUGCAUUUUAUGUUUAUUUGUAUUCAUUUUAUUACUUCAUGUUCAAAACAAAAAUGUAUGGACUUUUCCAAACGGCAUUUUAUUUUGGCUACAUGGCAUUAUUCAGCAUUGCUCUAGGUAUUAUGUGUGGUACUGUGGGUUACAUCGGGGCUCAUGCGUUUGUGCGUAAAAUUUAUACUACUGUCAAAAUUGAUUAAUCAUCAACCAUUAUAAUCGGAACUUUAAUAAUGUUUUUGCAUUAUUAAACACUGAGUCAAUCUGCAUUGUAAUUUUUGAAAUAUCAACAUAACCAAAUAAUCCUAAUUAAUUACUGAAAAAUACCACUGCAAUGAAACUUGUUUUUACACAUUAUAAUUUUUACUUAAUAAACAAUGACAUGUUUGCACACAAAUAAAAGGUAAUGUAUUAUGUCAAAUGUUAUUCCCAAAACAGUGAAAUCGUUAGAACACAAUUUUUAUAUUUAUAAUAUUUAUUUUUUUAUUUUUUUUUUUUUUUGUUUGU